AUGAUGAUGCCACGAUGCGGAGUACCGGAUAUCGUUAACGGUAGAACUAGAAUGAAUUCUGCAGGUAAAUACAACCUUGAUUAUGCGUUCUAUGAUGGACAACCGAAGUGGCCAUUAUCUAAGAAAGUACUCAACUGGGGUCUUCUAGCCGGUACGCGCAGGGACAUAAUCGAUCCUGUUUCAAAUUAUGCUUUAUUGUCAUGGACUGGUGUAACACCUUUUAAGUUUAAUUUCGUUGAUGAGAAUGUUAGGGGUGGUGACAUUGCAAUUGGGUUUGUGAAUAAGAGUUCAGUUUUGUCUGAAGGUGCACUAGGGUUUGCAUUCCCACCAACAUUCGGGACUGUUUACUUUAAUGGUAAUGUGAAUUGGUCAGAUGGUACUGCAGCCCCAGGAACUUACGAUAUGGGGACAGCUGCAUUGCAUGAGCUAGGGCAUGCUUUAGGGCUCCAGCAUUCUUCGGUGGAGGCUGCUAUCAUGUGGCCAACUCUUGGCAGUGGUGUAAUCAAGGGUUUGCAUGAUGAUGAUUACCAAGGAAUGAAAGCUUUAUAUGGUACUUGA
Messenger RNA from Dovyalis caffra, 558 nucleotides. NCBI's taxonomy places the organism in Eukaryota, Viridiplantae, Streptophyta, Magnoliopsida, Malpighiales, Salicaceae. The record is from the annotation of a GenBank genome assembly.